GCAUGGGCAAAUUUGGUGUCGCUGUCGCGCACCCUCCUCGUCGAAGCAGCGAAGCUCAGAGCCAGGAAGUUCACUUGGCAUUAAGUCUUCUUGAGCGUCCGACGGGUAAAGGAGAUCGAGCAGGCAGUCUCCCUACCGUGUAGUGCUGGCACGAAUGUGCACUUCCUGGAGUGUCGUCGUCAGCCCAGAUCCUAACUCUUCAGCAUCACACCAAGAGCGACACGACCGGUAGGUCUGCUUAGUGUGGCUCCUCGUAGACCGCGCUAGGCUAGAUCACACUGUCCAGUAUCUAGUCAUGGCGCCUCUAGCGACGGCUUCGCAGGUCAAUCUCCUGAUCUACCAUUACUUGAAGGAAGCAGGCUUCAUGCACUCUUGCUUUUCGCUGCGGCACGAAGCUAGGCUCGACGACGCACCCGGUGCCAAUGACGCCAUUGUCGAGCCGGGAACACUGCUGCGCUACCUGCAAAAGGGGCUCCUUUAUGCUGCUGUUGAGGCGCACGUCAGAGAGGAUGGUACUGAGGAGCCCUGCAGUGCGCCAUUCGAGCUCAUCGGCCCACCUCAUGUUUGCGAUGGCAAGCCGAGGUUAGCUCCGCCACCUGCAACACGGCUGACUCCGACUCCGGAACCAGAGGAUACUGCUAAACGGGAGGCUGGCGCUCAAACGUCCCACUUGCCAGCUUUACCUCGAUCCCGUUCGAACAGCCGGGCGCCGGUAACACGCAUCAAUGGUUUGCACGCUUCAGAUGACAGGAGCUCCAAGGAAGCAUCAACGAGCAGGAACCGGUUGGACCUUGAUGACAGAGGCGCGUCAACAGCGGUUUCGCCAGCGAAGCGAAAAGGUGCAGCGACGUCGACCACAGCUGCGCACGACGAGAAGCGAGCGCGGGGUGCUGACCGCAACGUGGAAGGCUUCAAUGGCCGAGCUGGCGCUCAUGACGAGUCAGACGAGGACGAUAACGCAUCUGCAUCGCGGGGUCGAAAUGGCAAGUCUGCAACGCCGAGCGCGAAGGCGUCCAGUGGCAAAUCAAAGUCGAAGAAGUCCGAGGACGCUAGUCGGAAUGGCAAGGAAAGCGGUCACUCGUCGAAGGCGGCCUCAACCAAGUCCGCCAAGCGCAACAAGGUCCCACCGCUUAGCGAGGAAUUGAAAGCCAAGGAGGUGUCACGGACGCACGUCUGGCGACUCGCUGGGCACACAGCCGAGACCCAAAUAAGUGCGUGGAAUCCAGCAGUGCCUAGCCUGCUUGCUUCGGGGGCUGGAGAUGCGACAGUGAGGAUAUGGGACCUAGCUUCACUAGGUGACUCUCCCGAAGGCGAAUCGAAUGACGAGCGAGCUGUCACACCGAUAGUGUGCAAACAUCUACCGCCGACGCACGCCAAGAAUAUCGCCGCAUUGGAGUGGAACCCCGACGGCACCCUUUUGGCAUCUGGAUCUUACGACGGCAUUCUGCGAUUGUGGACCCCGCAAGGCGACCUGCAUCUGGUGAUGUCAAUGCAUCAAGGGCCCAUCUUCGUUGUGCGGUGGAAUCGGCGCGGCAACUACGUGCUGACCGGCUCCUCUGACGGCACUGCGAUUGUAUGGGAUGUUGGCACAGGAAAGCCCCGUCAACAAUUCAGCACGCAUUCAGAUGGGUGUCUCGAUGUCGAUUGGUUGUGCGGGCCGCGGUGGGAUCCCGCUGCGAUCGGUGCGCCAGCUGGGUCCAGUCCAUCAAUCGAGGCGGAGAACACCAUCGCGACAGCAAGUGCCGACAACAGCAUCAACAUCGUCCGCGUGGGCGAGCAGAGGCCACUCAGGACACUCCGCGGGCACGCUGACGAGGUUAAUUUUGUGCAGUUUGACCCGACCGGCACGUUGCUUGCAAGUGCCUCAGACGACAACACGUGUCGGAUCUGGUCGCUCGAUAAGAUUCUUGGCCACGGCUAUGCUGGCUCGAACGGUUAUAGCGCAUCUUCUGUGCCAGAAACGGCCGAGGUCAUGGACGCUUCAGAUUCCAAUGGGCAAAUUGGCGAUGACGCCGAAGAUGCUGACGCCGCAGAGCGAGGAGCAGGCGCAAGCGGCUCCUCUGCUACUCGGCACGUUCUGCGAGGCCACACUGGGGAGUUGCAUGCGGCGGUCUGGGUGCCGCACUUUGCGGGCUCUGGCAGACCGAGAAUGCUUGCUACCAGCUCUUGCGACAGCACCGUCAGACUUUGGAAUGCCGAGGACGGCAGCUGCAUCCGAAUCCUUGACUCCCACAGCGACAGCAUCUACAAUCCCGAAUUUAGUCCAGACGCUAGGUUCAUGGCUACCGGUGGCAUCGACGGUCGCGUGUUUAUCACUCGCAUUUCUGACGGCGUCAUUGUCAAAGCCCAUGCCGCUUCUGGGGGCAUCUGUCACGUUGCGUGGCGGUCAGAACUCGCUAAGCCAGCCAUCGAUGGCCCCGCUGCCCCCCACAAGCGCUCAGCAAGCGAUGCGCUAUUAGGUGGCAAGACGGCACCUAAUGGCUCAGGGCCCCACAGCCGCGCCAAGAGCACAGAAGUCACUGGUACUGCCCUCAAGGCUGAGAAUGCGGACGAGAUGAUGGAGGAUGCCCAGGAUGCGGUUAGCAUUGCUCCAGCUUAUCGAUCGCACAAGAUCGCUCUGUCUCAGGGAGACAAGACUGUGGUCGUGCUGGACCUUAAGGACCUCUGCAAUGAGGACCCAGACGAAAACUACAAUCACAUCGUCUCCGAUCCUGCCUUCCAGUCCUGACGCGCCUUUCCCGCCAUCAUUUGUGCGGCGGGCGCCACCUCAUUCACGCUGCACACCUCAUUUUGCCUCUCUGACGCGGCACUGCGCUGCCACGUUUGGGCAUUCAAAAAUCUCGAGAAGCCGGCU
Messenger RNA from Ceraceosorus guamensis, 2854 nucleotides. RefSeq names its product WD40 repeat-like protein. Gene Ontology annotation, biological process: regulation of transcription by RNA polymerase II. The record is from RefSeq and is a predicted model, not a curated record. Gene Ontology annotation, cellular component: Set3 complex. Gene Ontology annotation, molecular function: protein binding; transcription corepressor activity. The transcript is spliced from 4 exons. NCBI's taxonomy places the organism in Eukaryota, Fungi, Basidiomycota, Exobasidiomycetes, Ceraceosorales, Ceraceosoraceae. The coding region runs from base 296 to 2728 and encodes 810 amino acids.